AUGGCACGUCGCGGUUUAUCGUUGCAAGAAAUGCUUGAUUUCAUUCAAGAACUCGAUGAAGCAGAAGAUCAAAAUCAACUGUGUGAUAUUCCAACCACUCCUUAUAUCGAGCCUCCUGUGGAUGACAACGAAUCUGGCGAAGAUGACGCUGAAGAUGAUUGUGCGGGCAUUCCAGAUAAUGUUUGCCCGGCUCAGCUAAGAGCGCCAAAUCCAGGAGAUUUGUCUGUUAUUGAGGUUGAAGACACUUAUAAUGAGAUGGAGGAUGAAGAAACAACGGCUAAUCGUUCAGAAUCUCCAAUGAGGAAGCGCUUACGUAAAAUUGAACCGAAACCUUCAAACGUUGCAUUGCCAUCAGGAAACAAGGAAACUGUAUUUGAAUGGGUCAAGAAGAAAUCGUCAUCUCUAAUUCCAAUUUUUCCAAGCGCAAAUUACGAAGAUUGUCGCCAUUCACUGCCACUCGAACAGUUUGAAAAAUGUUUUGAUGACACAUUAUUGGAACAUAUUUGCGAACAAAGUGCAUUAUAUUCGGUGGAACAGAAUAGACCGAACCCAAAUAUAAUAGUCAGCGAACUUAGAGCAUUCAUAGGCAUAUUGAUCGUCACUGGCUACAAUUAUCACUCCAAUUACAAACAUUUGUGGAGUCAGGAUGAAGACAUUCGGAACAAUCUUGUCAGUAACACCAUGCGUCGGAAUCGUUUUCAAGAGAUUUAG
Molecule: messenger RNA, 711 nt
Organism: Anastrepha ludens (Mexican fruit fly)
Lineage: Eukaryota; Metazoa; Arthropoda; Insecta; Diptera; Tephritidae
Product: piggyBac transposable element-derived protein 2-like
Exons: 3
Coding region: 1-711 (236 amino acids)
Molecular function (GO): sequence-specific DNA binding
Source: RefSeq, a predicted model, not a curated record